Panonychus citri (citrus red mite) is the source of this 1049-nucleotide messenger RNA. RefSeq lists its product as uncharacterized. NCBI's taxonomy places the organism in Eukaryota, Metazoa, Arthropoda, Arachnida, Trombidiformes, Tetranychidae. The record is from RefSeq and is a predicted model, not a curated record. The coding region runs from base 108 to 1049 and encodes 313 amino acids. Gene Ontology annotation, molecular function: protein binding. The transcript is spliced from 6 exons.
AAAGUCAGCUGAGAGUGUAAAUUGUGAGCUACCGGACUUAUCUUGGGCCUUAUCCAAAAGUAAAGUAUCACCACAACACUAUUUUAAUUGUUCAGUGAAUUAUAAAUAUGUUAUUAAACGAUUUACCUGAUGAUUGUCUCUGGUUGAUCUUCGACAACUUCUUCAGAUUAGAAGAGUUGAUCGAAUUGUCUAAAGUUUGUUCAAAAUGGUCCAAUUUGAUUGAUAUAAGAUUGAAAAAAGUUAAAUAUCUUCUCAUCGAAUGGAAAGUUACUCAUUUGGAUUAUUCAAAAGUAUGGAUGGAGGAUCCAGAAACUUUCGAAGUUUAUAAUUUAAGGGAAUUGUUACCAAAUCUCAGGGCUCUUGAUCUCUUUCCUUACGCUGACGAUAGACCAUGGAGAUCAUCAAAUUAUGGACCAAUUGUUGACAAUAAUCCGAAAAUAAAAGGACUGGUUGGAAUAGAUUCUAAAUAUAUCAUCGAUUUGAAAAUGAUCAGUAUGGUCUCAAUAGAUCAAUUUUAUUAUGAGCAAGAGUAUAAAAAACUCUUUCGCCCUAAUCAGUUGAAACAAAUUCGUUAUAAUGAAGAUUUCCUGCUGAAAGAUCUUUCUGAACUCGUCAAAUACUUCCCUGAUUUGAAGCGACUCAACAUUUGGCUUGAAGGGCAAAAAGAUCGUUAUAAUGGUCCAAAUUUAUCCAAUCUGAAGAUCUUUGAGUUUUCUGGAUGCUGGGAUUCUUUCUGUCCCGCAUUUCAUGUGAUGGACUUUUGUCCAUCUUUGGAAAGUGCUUACAUUCAGGGACAAUCAGAUGAUGAGUUUACCAACAUGGCACGGAAGAACUACAAUCUAAGGGAUUUAGUAAUUGAAACAGUAGGGAGUGAACUCAUGACAAACUACAUAUCAUGGCCAUUUUUACGAAGACUGUUGUCCAAAUAUCCAAAUUUGCAUAAUCUUGCGAUUAGAGGAAGUGGCGAAAUAAAUGAUAGUCGUCUUGAAGAGUUGGUUGCGAUUCUACCAGAAAUAAAACUUUGGACUUCAGAAGAUCCAAAGGAGUGA